UGAAAAAAUUUUCCAAUUGUAAAUAUUUUAAAAAUUAUAUCCGUCAUGGAGUAAGAUCAUGAAUUGUCAAAAGAAUCGUACGUAAUCACGUGCAAUAAGGAGUAAUAAUAGUUAACUGGAGCAUUUCAGGCUCACGACAAUCCGAUCUUGAGCUUUAUAAAAGUAAACUAGGCCACGAUCUCUUCAGUUUCAAAAAAUAUUUCAAGUGCGAUAGAUUUAAAUCAUGAGUACUCAAUGACAAUGGACUUAAAAUUUAUAAUCAGUUUGUUACUAUCAAUUUCAGAGGCUUGCGCUUACAAAUAUAAAUAUAAAGAUAAAGAUAAUUCUUCUUGGUACUUAUCACCAAGUAUGCUCUGUCGCUCAUCAUUCUGUAGUCUUGCCGAGAGAUUAAAUUUUUACAAUUCUCCAGGUCUCAAAUCACGACUUGACUCAGACACGAGUUUGGCACGAAGUUAUUACGGCUACGGUACUCCGGCAUUUUAUUCAACAUUUGAUCCAAUAAGUGUACUUGCAUCAUUAGCAUUUCUUGCAUUUCUGCUCCAAUCAUUUGUGUCACUCUUUGAUAGAUCACGAUCAAUAAUACCAGCAAUCGUUACCAGUAGAUCUGUUUCGAGUGAUCUUCCUGAUCCAAUAAAACUUAUCAUGCAAGCUCUAGAUGAAUAUGAAAUAUUCAACGAUAAAGUGCCAGAUAAAAAGGAACGGGACAAAAACUACUGAUACUCUUAGUUUCUGAUACUUAUAAAUAAUAUAUUAAUUAUAAAAUAACAAUAAUAAUGUCAUUAUAUUUAUGUAUAUUAAUUUUAGUUUAUUUAAUUAAUUAGAAUUAGCUUGAGUUUUUUUUAAGUGCAAUAAAUUUUUAACUGAUUCACGAUA
This is a messenger RNA of Microplitis demolitor, 873 nucleotides long. RefSeq lists its product as uncharacterized. The record is from RefSeq and is a predicted model, not a curated record. The coding region runs from base 235 to 717 and encodes 160 amino acids. The transcript has 3 exons. Lineage: Eukaryota; Metazoa; Arthropoda; Insecta; Hymenoptera; Braconidae.